Messenger RNA from Cariama cristata (Red-legged seriema), 760 nucleotides. RefSeq names its product enoyl CoA hydratase domain containing 2 (gene ECHDC2). The coding region runs from base 13 to 753 and encodes 246 amino acids. Gene Ontology annotation, biological process: fatty acid beta-oxidation. The record is from RefSeq and is a predicted model, not a curated record. Gene Ontology annotation, cellular component: mitochondrion. The transcript is spliced from 9 exons. Lineage: Eukaryota; Metazoa; Chordata; Aves; Cariamiformes; Cariamidae. Gene Ontology annotation, molecular function: enoyl-CoA hydratase activity.
GCUGAAAUCCUAAUGAACCGACCCCACGCAAGAAAUUCAUUGGGAAAAGUAUUUGUAAAUGAACUGUUCAGCGCUUUGGAACAACUCCGCUUUGAUGAGAAGGUUCGUGUGGUGGUGUUCAAGAGCGAGGUGAAAGGUGUAUUUUGUGCUGGUGCAGACUUAAAGGAACGUGCAAAGAUGGAUGAUGCAGAAGUUGGACAGUUUGUUAAAAGGCUGAGAAAUCUCAUGGAUGAAAUAGCUGCUCUCCCUGUACCCACAAUUGCUGCAAUAGAUGGCUACGCAUUGGGUGGUGGACUAGAACUGGCAUUAGCGUGUGACCUUCGAGUAGCAGCUUCAUCAGCUAAAAUGGGCCUUAUUGAGACCACAAGAGGGCUUCUGCCUGGAGCAGGGGGAACCCAGCGCCUGCCCAGAUGUGUUGGAAUAGGUCUUGCAAAGGAACUCAUUUUCACUGGUAGACAGAUUGACGGACAGCAAGCCUUCUCAAUGGGAUUAGUAAAUCACACAGUGCCACAAAACCAGGAGGGAGAUGCAGCUUACCAGAGAGCAUUAACUUUGGCUAAAGAAAUCCUUCCUCAGGCUCCAUUUGCUGUGAAAAUGGGAAAACUGGCAAUAAACAGAGGAAUGGAGGUUGACAUUGCGUCAGGGAUGGCAAUUGAGGGGAUGUGUUAUGCCCAGAAUAUUCCCACAAGAGACCGUCAGGAAGGGAUGGCUGCCUUCAGGGAGAAACGACCACCUCAGUUUAUUGGCAAAUAAUGCUUCC